Messenger RNA from Archocentrus centrarchus (flier cichlid), 1440 nucleotides. RefSeq lists its product as uncharacterized. Gene Ontology annotation, molecular function: nucleic acid binding. NCBI's taxonomy places the organism in Eukaryota, Metazoa, Chordata, Actinopteri, Cichliformes, Cichlidae. The coding region runs from base 1 to 945 and encodes 314 amino acids. The record is from RefSeq and is a predicted model, not a curated record. The transcript has 2 exons. Gene Ontology annotation, biological process: DNA integration.
AUGCAAGGAUAUCGGUGGUUACACCUUCGUGCAUUACAGAGGGGGUAUGUUGCAUCACAAGACACAAUAAGGCAGCUGAUCAAGUUGUUUGAUCCUGAAGGUGUGGAGCUCAGGCGGGCGCGCCGUCUGAGACGCAGGCAUUACCGUAAUAAAGGCCCAAAUCCUCUGUGGCACAUGGAUUCGUACGAUAAACUGAAGCCCUAUGGCAUUGGCAUCAAUGGCUGCAUUGAUGGUUUUAGUCGCUAUGUUGUGUGGAUGGAAGCCUACAGAACAAACAACGACCCAAAGGUGAUUGCUGAUUACUUCAUCACAUCUAUUGCGCGCUUGGGAGGAUGUCCGGAGCGUCUGCGCGCUGACAGGGGGACAGAAAAUGGACAUGUUGAAAACAUGCUUGUCUUUUUGCGAAGGAACCACACUGACAGUUUUGCAAGAGACCGAAGUUUUGUCUAUGGGCGCAGCACCGCAAACCAGCGUAUUGAGUUUUGGUGGGGAAUCUUGAGAAAACAAAGUGCACAGUUUUGGAUCAAUCUUUUCCAAACUCUCCAAGAUGAUGGGCAUUUCUCCGGUGAUUUUUUGGAUAAAAGCUUAAUUCAGUUCUGCUUCCUAAACCUUGUUCAGGACGAACUUAAUGAAGUCGUGACAACCUGGAAUUCCCACAAAAUAAGGCCAAAGGCGGGUCACGGGGUGACUGGAGGCCGUCCUGUUUUGAUGUACACACUUCCAGAGAUGCAUGGCGCUGAAGACUGUCUUAAGACUAUUGAUUUGGAGGAGCUGGCCCUAUGUAAGGAGGAGUGCACCCCCAAAAGCCAGUACCCCUGUGAUGAAACUGUAUUUGAUCUCUGCUGUCUUCUAAUGCAGGAAAAAGGAUGGGAUGCUCCAAGAGAUGCAUUUUCUGCUGCUGAAUUGUACUUGUUACUAAGAAAUGAAAUACUGCUAAAUAUUUAAGGCAGGAUAGUCCUCUAAGGACGUUAAUUGGUGUGAGCUGUCAGAUUUCAGAAGCCUGGUACUGAAACCAUGAAGUCCUCUAAAUGUGGACAAUUUAACAGAGUAUAAAAGCUAUUUCUACCCAUAACAUGGGCCUACUUGUAAAACUUUAUUUUCACAAUGAAAGUAUUCCUUUUUUCCCCUCUGACUACCUUAAUCAGUGUUUGCUGUGAAGGAGCGAUGUAUAUAUGAAGGCUGAAAUAAUUUGUGGUGGGUUAAUUAUGCUUUUAUUCUUCAAUUUAAUUUGUGUUAAACUGUCAAGGACUGACUCAACAUGAAGGUUACCAUAACAGUCUACAAGAAUAUUGUCUGUAACAAUGGCACAACAUGCUGGAGUAUUAAAAGAUUGUAUUGUAGAGGAUGCAAUGUGCACUUAAUUUCCUGCAAAAUUACUCAGGUGCCAGUCACUAGACACAAAAUCUUUAAAUAGAAAACUCUUUAUUUCACUAACUUUUU